UGAUGAACAACAGCGGAAUGCAAAAGCGGAGCUGUGAAGUUUGUCCCUUACGCGUUUCCGUAGAACGCUGCUGUCAUGUCUGCACCCUUCAUGUCUCUGUACAGGUGUUGCCAGCGGUCGGCCCUCCUGGUCGUCUCCAGGCGGUCGUUGAGCUCCAGCUCGGUGUCUCCCCCUCCGCUGCACACCAGGAUCCUCCUCUACCUCACCCAGCGCUUCUACGAUGUGGAGAUGCUCCAGAGCUGGAUGUCUCUGCGGCGGUGGAAGGGGGUGCAGAAGAGGAACUCUUUCUAUGGCUACGCUCAGCAGCAAUACGGAUCAGACAUCGCAGCAGCGUAUUACAUCCUGAACAUGAAGGGAGGCUUCAGGUUUGUCGGCCAGUCUGAUUGGUUCAGUGCAGAUCGGAGGGGCAAAUUUAAUUGGGCUUUCAUGGAUCAUAAAAACACACCCCUGGAGGAAGUAAACAUGAACUACACAGGCAUCAACUACAGAGGGCUGGAGAACCUCGAGGGCCAGAAAACUUUGCGGACUCUGUCAUUACGAGGAUGUCCUGAAGUGGAUGACUGGUUUCUGGCUAGGCUUCACAUGUUCCAGGACUCUCUGGAGGAACUGGACAUCUCUCACUGUCCACGCAUCACGACAGGCGGCCUGGCUGCACUCAGGAAUCUCAAGGGACUGAAGCGUCUGGAUGUGUCAUCCCUCCCUGAGAUCUCGAGUCCCGGGGUGGUCAUCAUCCUGCUGGAGGAGAUGUUACCAAAGUGUGAUGUCACUGCUAACGGCUACGACCACAACCUGAGGGAGGAGAGCUGAAAGAGGAGCACAGGUGAAGGACGGACAUCAGAGGAAUCGAGAGACUUUGUUCAGAAAGAGAAAGGGUCUUCUGUGAGAGCUCAGUGGUCGGACAGAGAGUUUGUUAGACAGUUGGCAGUUUCAUCUGUCCUCUCUUGUCGGAUGUAAAUCUGAAUGGGUACAGAUGUGUGUAUGUCUUGAGCUAAUUGCACCGUGUCUGAAAAUGUGUUUUAUUUGCUGAAAUGUAAAUAUGAUUGUCCAUGUACUGAAUAAAGAUUUUAUUUCUAAAAA
This is a messenger RNA of Eleginops maclovinus (Patagonian blennie), 1077 nucleotides long. It is a transcript of the gene dmac2, whose product is annotated as distal membrane arm assembly component 2. The transcript has 6 exons. Bases 76 to 807 code for a protein of 243 amino acids. The record is from RefSeq and is a predicted model, not a curated record. Gene Ontology annotation, cellular component: cytoplasm. Gene Ontology annotation, molecular function: protein binding. Lineage: Eukaryota; Metazoa; Chordata; Actinopteri; Perciformes; Eleginopidae.